GUUGCGUGACAUCCCAAAAAACGGCUGCGAAGGAGACUAUUUUCAAUAAGGACUUUGAGUAAAAACGCGGAAACUGUCCAAUUUGGGAAAAAAUAGGACAGUUUGUCUCAGCCAAUGAAAUUAAGCGAUUAACCUUCCGAAGAUUAUCGAAGGCCACACGAAACCUUCCGAUGAUUUCCGAAGAUUCCCCGGACAUUUCCGAAUAUCAACCGAACAUCUCCGAAGAUUUCCAAAAAUCACUUAAGUACUUCCGAAGAUCGCCCGAACACUUCCGAAGAUUUCCGGAGAUCACCUGAAGAUUUCCGAAGAUCACCAGAACGCUUCCCAGGACAUCCGAAGACUUGUGACAAUCUCCGGCGAUCUCCGAAGAUCACCGGAUAUUUUCGAAGCUUUCCCCAGUUUCGGAAGAUCGAGGGCCCAGUCUGUUUUUCUUCAGAGAGAGUUACUGUAGUUUUCCUUGCAAAGCUGUAUUACCUCACGAGCUAUAUAAGUAUAUGUAAUAGGACUACAUGCUGUCCAAUUUGGAAAUAAUUGGAUGAAAAAAAUUCCGAGGACAGCCAAAAUUGGACGAGGCCUGCGGCUUCGUUCAAUACAGAUCAAACUAGCUACUGUCCACAUUGGAGGGCAAACGAACAAAUAAUUAAUUCCAUUUGACUUGUAGCUUUCAAAAGGGAUCCAAAAGAUGAUUCGGACGCCCACAUUUAGAGGUCGCGAAAAAUCCGACAAUUCAUUUUAUGUCAAAAUUCUUGGUAUACGGUAACCAAUAAAGGCAGAACCACAGCGACAAACCAGGAAGAGGCACCCUAUCUUUUGGAGUCGGUAUGUAACGGUAUAUAGCGACUUGCCUCUCGUUGAAAAAAGUUGAACAGUGAUUUACUUGAGACGUCCAUACAUUAUUUUAAAUGCUUUUUUAAAACUAUCUUAAAUAAUAUAAUUUAGCUCAUUUUAACCAAUGGAAUCCGUUGAAAUUCACGCCGAUUAAGGGCACAAAUAACGGGCACUAUGCGCAUUGGAUGGGCAUCCUUUUAGCAGCGCGCGCAUUUUUGUUUUGUGCCACACGCUGGACACGCUGGACACGCUGUUGCUAGGUUACACAAGUAUUAUUUCAGUUCAGGCUUCCCGGUGUUUUGUUGGGUUACGUCUCAGCGAUGAUCUAAACAUUGUGAUAAUUUUUGUCCUGUAAAAUGGUGUUUGCCGUCUCCAAUAAGGACUUUCCGAGGAUUUCAGGUAGAGGAACGUCGUCGAAAACGUGGCAAAAGUCCAAGUUUGAAAAGCAAAGGGAAGAGGAGGUUCUUCGAAAUGCUCACGAGCGAGGCUAUCUACGAGCUCCCACCGUGAAUGAUAUUUUUGACAGCAUCGGUGAAAAAUGCGAUCUAGAAGACAUCAGCUACCUGAAUAUGAGCAGGAUUUGCCUUCAUACUGUACAAACCAUUGACUUGUGUAUGAGAUUGAGAAUCUGCGUAUUACAUUCCAACUACAUUUCUUCGUUUGAUUCUCUGUCUUUCUGCCGAGAUCUUGUUUACUUGGAUUUACAUAAUAAUCAGAUUGCAAAACUGCCUGGCCACAAGUUUUGGGCAUCGCUCACUGAACUCAAGGUUGUUUUUCUUCACAACAACAGUAUUUCUAAACUUGCUAACGUGAACUAUAUGGCUGCUUCUCCAAGCAUUUCUGUACUGACUCUGUAUGACACCCCACUGAGUCUGAAACCAAACUACAGACAUCACUUGGUGAACAGUUUGUGGUCUCUGAAAUCUCUGGACUAUUACGUCAUUUCUGAUGAAGAGAUAAUAGAGGAUUCGUCUUUUGGUGGUUGCUUUGCACCUCUACAGCCAACUUUUUAUAUCAAUGUUUCUUGUUCUCUUGCAAAGGAGAGCACAUAUGAAGAAGCCAUGAAGGAAGUUAAUGGGCUCCUUGCUGAAGUAAACAGAAUUCAGGCAAAACACUGCCCUGUUUUGAUAAUCCAGCGUUAUAUCAGAGGACAUUUGACCAGGAUGAGGUUUAAGUUCAUUCAAGACAUGAGAAUAUGGGCUGCAGUCUCAAUUCAGCGCUAUUACCGUCACUACAAAGGGUACACAGAAGGAGGUACCCUACCACCGCCCACGUCUCCAGUCCCUAGCCGAUCCAACUCGGCCCUGACUCGAUUUGAUUACGAGGCCUAUUUGCAUGGGGUGAAACCUGCCUAUCCACCCAGCCCUAGGGCUUCCGCGGGAAAGAUUACAAGAAGACCACGAAGUCGCAAUGUGUCUAUUACUGUGGAGCCCAUUGGUAGCAUCACGGAGGAAGGCGAUAGGAGGACAGAGGGAAGGGUCACCACUUCCCCAGUAGAAGAUCUUGAGUUGACAAGAAAUGAAAAUUUCCCAGUCAGAAUCACUACGAGAAUUAGCUUGAACCUUAAGAAGCUCGAAACCAGUACUUCUGACGUCAUCAGAGCUAAAGAGGAGGCCGUGACUAUUCGGAAGAGCCUGGGUCUUGUCAGUCUCAAGUCCAGGAAAAGUAUGAUUGAAAGUCGCGAAUCGAUGCGUAUUAAGUUGGCGACGCAAAAUAGUAUCAGGGUGAAAAGCCGGGAACUUCAAAAGGAGGAACAGAGAAUGGAAGAGAAGGAGAAAAAAAGAAAAAAACGAGACCGCGUUGGAAAGUACACGACCGUGCAAGUACUUCUUGGGCCAGUUGUUGACACGCACCCGCGUACCGAGUGUGAACCGAGUGAGACCGAGGGUGAACCGAAGAAGCUGCGAUUUCGAUUGUCAGGACUUCGCGCUCCGAUUCAAAUAGUCGACCCUUUGCGAGAAAUGCUGAUUUCCAAGCAAGAGGCUGGAAAGGACGUCAGAGAAGCGGCAAGGGAGAUAGAGAGGAAAGCAGCAGAGGAGCCAAGAAAGAUUGCCAUAAAACGACAGACGGUUACCACCGAUCAAAGGCUUUUCAUUCGCACCCACGGCACAAUGGGCUUGGCGUGCUUGCGAGCUGUUCAGCAUGCCUACAGGGAAAGAGAACGUGCUGAUGCUGUGUCUUCAAAAGCUUUCACUGUAGCGCAGUUAAGAGAAGAUCGAGAACAAGCUAAAGAACGCAUGAAGAUAUUCAAACAGAAGUACAAGGAAGCCUCGUUAAGGAGAAGAGUGCGAGAUGGUGUAAGGACCGCUGAAGCACUGAAAGAACGACAAGCCAAGGAGGUGACUGAACAUGAACGGCUGUCCACAGCACGAGCUGUUACGGCGGAACAGGUCAAGUCCAGGCGAGCGGAUUUGGCGUUCUUAACGGACUUCCACUGUCAGCAUACGUCCAUCUCGAACGCGCUACAACGUCAUGAUCGAGUCUCACAGAGAGACGAGCGAGUGCAAGAAAUCGAAGAGACCGUGCGAAAGGAAAAAGAAGUUUCCCAAGACCAACAAGCUUUGGUGCGUCGCUACAUGGAGCACAGGCAACUGUUACGUCAAGCGGAGACUGCCAUGGCGCGUGCUGAGCUCAACACGCAUUUGACGCGGGAAGCCAAUCAGCGCAAGGCGGCGGCGAAAGAGCGCGUGGCACAGAUAAAGGCGCGAAAUCAGGAAACCCAGGAGUUUUACUCGCCGACGGUAACGCAUGCGCCAGCUAAACUCCCGCCUCUGGCUGUUGUGUCGCCAGAGCAAAUGAAUGUUUGGAAUGACUUGGAGAAAUUUGAUUGGACGCCUGUAUGUCAUGAUCGUUCCUAUUCUGAGCCUUACGGGAGAGUGGUGUCUUCGAGAAGGCAGCGUAUGUACUCAUUAGAACCCACAUAUGGCAUAGCAUGAGGCAUGAAAACUACCUUAAGUUUAGAGACUUGUAGCAAUAUGUUACUUAAUAGAGGUGCUUUUUUAUUUUUUAUUUUACUGCAAACAAUGAAGUUUUGAGGUUGAAAAAGCGCGCAUUGUGUUGCAUGCAAUAAUCUCUAAAAAUACAUCAGAUCGUGGUUCGUUUUUUGCGACUUUUCAGAUAAGUUCUCAAUCUGGUGAUGUGUAAUAAUUAAUACCCAAGAGACAAUUUCCAACAUUUUUGUUAUUAAUUUAUUCUGGGUUGCUAAUCAAGGACGUUCAGCGGCGCAGACUUGACGGUCUAUUACGCAACUUGGUACGAUCGGUGAAUCUAAACCGGCUCAAAACGUUUUGAUCUCGAGCAAAUUUUAAAUGCCAUAAUUUAUUUUUUACCUUUUAUCCAAAUCAGAAUAGAUAGUAGAAAAUGAACUUAUUGAAUAGAUUUAAAUGAGAAUAUUUAUUUAAAGAGACCAGGACAAAGGUGUUACGUUAUCAAAUGAUCAGUGUUACAGAGUAAGAAUUCAGAGUGAAAGAUCGUUAAUAUAACCUGAUUGUAACAGAUGUUUGAAGUUAAUUAAAAUUCUACUAGGUUGAUUCUC
Orbicella faveolata is the source of this 4363-nucleotide messenger RNA. RefSeq lists its product as uncharacterized. The record is from RefSeq and is a predicted model, not a curated record. NCBI's taxonomy places the organism in Eukaryota, Metazoa, Cnidaria, Anthozoa, Scleractinia, Merulinidae. Gene Ontology annotation, molecular function: protein binding.